Messenger RNA from Stylonychia lemnae, 2838 nucleotides. The record is from the annotation of a GenBank genome assembly. NCBI's taxonomy places the organism in Eukaryota, Ciliophora, Spirotrichea, Sporadotrichida, Oxytrichidae.
AUGUAAAGAUUUACCGUCAGCUUAUCUGUGGCUGUCCUUUUGGGACUUGUCACAUCUUAAGUCACUCAAACCUAGUCAGCUCCUACUACCGGUGGCCAAACAGGAGCUUCAGGCUAAGGACAAGCUAACUAUGCUGCAGACUGGUAAAAAUACCAGUAAAUGCAAUCGAAAUUCCUAGAAAAGGUCUCAAGUUUCUAAAAUGGAUUCUAAACUAACCUUACAGACUAUGCUAACUAAAUGAACACGUUUACUUCAGCUGCCACUCAGCAAUAGUAAAAGUAUGCCUCACAAGCCUCAACCAACUAUCAAAACUCAAAGGAUCUUAUGACUCUUGGCUAAGAGGGCACUGAGGAUUAUUUCUCUGCUUAUAUUGGAGGUGGUGCUCCUCAGAGUGCUGCAGCUACUUAAUAGAGUAAUGGUGCUGUAUCGCUUUUUACCGCAAAUAGUAAUACUAAUGCCAACAAUAACAAUAACAAUCCAUAUGCUUCCUUUGAGUUGCAAGAGGAUGCACUAGAGAAUGAUUACUAAUUUAGAGAACAAGCCUGGAGACAAGCUGAGAGACUUGCAGAGCAAGCUCUUCUCAACAAAUAUAAUGCUGAUGUUGCUGCACUUUCAACCAAUGUGGCUCUUCUUCCCACAGAUGUCACUACACAAUCUACUGCCCUCAAGACAGCCUACGAUUAAGAGUUAUUAUUCCUUAGAGGUAACUUCACUCAAAGAAAAACUGAUGAGAAAUUCAAAUUCUAAAUUCAAAGAGAUGAAAUUAGACUUCUAGAAAAGGAGGUUCUUCUCAACAGAAGUCAAGAGGUCACUUAGGGAUUCUUGUCAACCUUACCAAACACUACUCAGCAAUUGAUUGUUCAAGAGCAAAAGAAAGAAAGAGAUCUGCUAGUCAAAUAAAGAAUUGAGUAGAGAGUUACUGCCUAUGCUACUGAGUUCUCAAGAACAACCGCUAACAAAACAGCUGAGUUUAGCUCAGUUUUGACUCAAGCUGCUACUGAACUUGGAUGCAAUGCGACCUGUGCUACUCAAUGUCAAUCAACAUCACUUGACCUUACAGCAGCUAGCACAUGCCUUGAUUAAUGCCUUUGCUAUUUCGAUUCAGUAUUGAGAUAUCCUCCUGCUGUAGUUGCACCAUUAGCCACUACCACUGCAACCACAACUGUUGCUGGAACCACAGGAACUACCACAACUACUGUAGGAGCCACCACUACUGGCACUACAGUUCCAACCACUACUGGAACUACUACCACAACUACUGGAGGUGUCUCAACCACUGCUACAACUUCAGGAGUAGUCAAUACUGCUAAUUAAGUAGCUACAACUACAAGCACAAUUCUCUCUGACCCAGCAGCAUCUUAAUUUAUUCCAUUACCAGUAAGAGACCUUAUAAAUUAAGUAAUUUAGGGUACUUAAGGAGCAGGUGCCGUUGCUACUGCAAUUACUGGUGCUACUAAUACUGCCACAACUUCCACUGGAACUGCCACAACUGCCACUGGAACUGCCACAACUACCACUGGAGCCACAACUACCACUGGAACUGCCACAACUACCACUGGAACUGCCACAACUACCACUGGAACUGCCACAACUACCACUGGAACUGCCACUACUGGAACUAGCGGACUUACUACCACAGCAACUACUGGCACAACCACAACUACAACUGGUACAACCACACCUACUACUGGAGCAACCACCACUGCAGCUGCAACUCAAAUCACUCAAGAUACUCCAGCAACUACCACUUAAACUACAACUACUACAGGUGCUACUACUAAUGCAACAUAAUAAAUAACUUCAACAACUACUUCUACCACUCCAGUUGUUGAAAGCACAGCUACCACCACAACUACCAGCUCAACCACAGGUUCUUCGGCAACUCCCACUACCUAAACUACUGGAUAAUCUGCAAUUAGUACAACCUCUACAAGUACAACAACAGCUGGUCAAGGAUCUACUUAAUAAACCACCCCUUCAACUACAACUGGUAAUACUCAAGUUUCAACAACUCCAGUUGUUGAUACCACUACUGUAUCCACAAUUCCUGUUGUUGAUACCACUGCAGCCUCAACAACUACUCCAGUUGUUAGCACUACUACAGUAUCUACAACUCCAACUAUUGGCACUACUGUGACCACAACAACUACUCCAGUUGUAGACAUUGCUACAGUAUCCACAACUCCUAUUGUUGACACCACUACAGCCACAACAACUACUCCAGUUGUUAACACUACUACAGCAUCCACAACUCCAACUAUUGAUACCACUGUGACCACAACAACUACUCCUGUUGUUGACACAAGUGUAUAAACUACACCAACUGUUGGCACUACAGUGACUACUACUGCUGCUACUGAUAAAGCAACAACUUAAGCAACUGUUGAUAAUACUGCAACUACUUAAACCUUACCAACCCUCAUUGUAGACACUACAAAAGUCACAGCUCCUACAGUAGAUACUACCACAAUUUAAACAGUUGUUGAUUAAGUUCAAUCGACAGUUUAAGGUGUUGUUGAAACUACUAACCCCACAGUAUCAGAACCAGUUUUCGAUAUACUCCCUGAUAUUCCACCUAGCAGUGUUAAACUUACAAAUACCUCUCAAACAUUCUUAGGAGCAUAAACUACUGGUGCUGCUACAACUCUCUUCAAUAAUGAUGUGCAAAUGCAACACAGCUAAGGAUCCGAGUUUGCUCUCAACCUUAUGAUCUUAGGUAUUGUACUUGCUAGCAUCAUUGGAGCCUAUCUUUAUCUUAGUCAAAAAGAUAAGAAAACCAAAAUCAUAGUUGAUGAGGAAUACAGCAGCCUCAACGACUAUAUCCUUUUAAAAGCUUGA